Rhinolophus ferrumequinum (greater horseshoe bat) is the source of this 1559-nucleotide messenger RNA. Its product is annotated as receptor-interacting serine/threonine-protein kinase 2-like. Gene Ontology annotation, biological process: positive regulation of canonical NF-kappaB signal transduction; regulation of apoptotic process; protein phosphorylation. The record is from RefSeq and is a predicted model, not a curated record. The transcript has a single exon. Bases 191 to 1531 code for a protein of 446 amino acids. NCBI's taxonomy places the organism in Eukaryota, Metazoa, Chordata, Mammalia, Chiroptera, Rhinolophidae. Gene Ontology annotation, molecular function: JUN kinase kinase kinase activity; ATP binding.
CGCGCGCCACGCCGACUGGCGCGUGCAGGUGGCCGUGAAGCACCUGCACAUCCACACCCCUCUGCUCGACAGUGAAAGAAAUGAUGUCUUAAGAGAAGCUGAAAUUUUACACAAAGCUAGAUUUAGUUACAUACUUCCAAUUUUGGGAAUUUGCAAUGAGCCUGAAUUUUUGGGAAUAGUCACUGAAUACAUGCCAAAUGGAUCAUUAAAUGAACUCCUACAUAAGAAAACAGAGUACCCGGAUGUGGCCUGGCCCUUGCGGUUCCGCAUCCUGCAUGAAAUCGCGCUGGGCGUGAACUACCUGCACAACAUGACCCCUCCCCUCCUUCAUCAUGACCUGAAGACACAGAACAUCCUCCUGGAUAAUGAAUUCCAUGUCAAGAUCGCAGAUUUUGGGUUGUCCAAAUGGCGCCUGAUGUCCCUGUCCCAGUCACGAAACAGCAAAUCUGCACCAGAAGGAGGCACAAUUAUCUACAUGCCGCCUGAGAACUACGAGCCUGGGCAGAAGUCCAGGGCCAGCGUCAAGCAUGACAUAUACAGCUAUGCAGUUAUCACAUGGGAAGUCUUAUCCAGAAAACAGCCUUUUGAGGAAGUGACCAAUCCUUUGCAGAUUAUGUAUAGUGUGUCACAAGGACACCGACCCGACACUAGUGAAGAAAGUCUGCCAUUUGAUAUACCUCACCGAGCACUGAUGCUCUCGCUCAUAGAAGGCGGGUGGGCACAAAACCCCGAUGAAAGGCCGUCCUUCUUAAAAUGUUUAAUAGAACUUGAGCCAGUUCUGAGAACAUUUGAAGAGAUAACUUUUCUUGAAGCUGUUAUGCAACUAAAGAAAACAAAGUUACAGAGUGCUUCGAUUACUAGUCACUUCUGUGACAAGAAGGAAACGGAGUUACCUCUGAACAUAGCUCUAAGUCAUGGUCCACAGGAGGAAUCGUGUGGAUCUUCUCAGCUCCAUAAACAGAGCGAGAGCGGUUCUCCCGGAACUGCUCAGUCCCUGUCAGCUCCUCAGGACAAUGGCUUGUUACCCGGGAAAACCCAGGACCUGCCCACGCUGCACCACUGUCCGGCGAAUCACAGCUGGGACAGCGGCGUGUCUGCGGCUCAGAGGACGACACUCUGUGAGCACAGGACGGCCCCGCACUCUUUAGCGGUCAUAAAUCCACUGUCAGCCGAGGGGCAUCCAGCCCUGCUCUGUGCAGAGCGCUCACAGCCUGGCCUGGCCCAGCAGUGGAUCCAGACCAGAAGGGAGGACAUUGUCACCCAGAUGACAGAAGCCUGCCUGAACCAGUCCCUCGACGCCCUUCUGUCCAGGGACCUGAUCAUGAAGGAGGACUAUGAACUCGUCAGCACCAAGCCCACGAGGACCGCCAAAGUCAGACAGUUACUGGACAUCACUGACAUCCAGGGCGAAGAGUUCGCCAGAGUCAUAGUACACAAGCUGAAAGACAACAAGCAGAUGGGUCUUCAGCCCUACCCGGAAAUGCUGAUGCUUUCUCAACCGCUGUCCCUAUUUCAAAAUAAAAGCCUAUAGUGACCCUUUUUCAAGAAGAACAGUUUAU